Messenger RNA from Brugia malayi, 1650 nucleotides. RefSeq lists its product as uncharacterized. Gene Ontology annotation, cellular component: nucleus; endoplasmic reticulum. The coding region runs from base 1 to 1650 and encodes 549 amino acids. NCBI's taxonomy places the organism in Eukaryota, Metazoa, Nematoda, Chromadorea, Rhabditida, Onchocercidae. The record is from RefSeq and is a predicted model, not a curated record. Gene Ontology annotation, molecular function: ubiquitin binding. The transcript has 13 exons.
AUGGACGAUUUUGAUGUACUCAGUAACGACCAAGCUAAUAUGCUGCGUCAGUUUCAGGAAGUCACAAAUAUCCAAGAUGAACAAAUGGCAUUAGCAACACUGGCAUCAUUGAAUUGGGACUUGCCAAGGGCUAUAGAAACACAACUAUGUAGUAAUAGUGAUGAUGUAGAUCAAAUGGAAGUUGAUAAUUCAUUUAUAGUGGAACAUCACAACCAGAGCUUACGACAAGCAGGGAUCACAGAACCUGAGGAUCGAUCGAGAAAUAGCGCAAUGGAUAAUGAAGAUGAAGAUUCUGAUUUUCGUUUUGGACGUUUGAUAGCUGGCGGGUCAGUAGAAAAAUCAAGCAGAAACCAAAUUUCUCCUCAUAACAAUGACUCAAAAGCCAUGGAAUCUUCACAACAUCGAGUCUUACUAACAGCGUCAUCUUCGGGUAGUGGCACUAGUUCUCGCGUCACGCGAUCACGUUCACGUCUAACUGAUGAAGCGCAGCAUGAUGUUUGGCCUACUGCUACCAUGCGCAGAUUUCUUGUUGAUGCAGAGAAUAGUGAUUCUACUGAUAAUGAUGCUAAUGAGGAUGAUGAUGCUUAUCACGAUGCUGCUUCUUUUGGACAAUCGAAUGAAGAAGAUGGGAAGCCAUCGUUUCAUGAUGAUCGUGUGCCAUUAGUGCCUUCUGACUUCACCUCCGUUGAUGAAGCGUUGCAUAACUUUGUAACUGUUUUUGAGGCUAGGUACGGUGGAAAUCACCCACCUUUCUAUUCUGGUCCUUUGCAAGAUGCUUUACGUGAAGCACUGGAGGCACCAGGGCGGCCAGUUGCAGAGCGUCGACCACUUGCCGUUUAUCUACAUAAUGAUCGUGCCGUUGCGUGCAACAUUUUCGCGAAAAAUGUACUUUGUUCGGGAUUGGUUUCAUCGCUUCUCAAAGGGCAGUUUAUAACGUGGCCUUGGGAUAUCACACAAAAGGAGAAUAGGCUUAAAUUGUUUGAGUGGAUCGAUGUGUUGAACGUCCGCGACAUAAGACAAACGCUGGAAAAAUUUUCUGAUGAACGAUUCCCCUUGCUAGUGGUUAUUAUCAAGGAAAAAAGUGUCAUCUUACCAAUAAGUGUCGCUUGGGGGUGCGAUGGACCGGAACAAGUAGUGAACAAACUGAUGGAAGGAUUGGAGGAGUAUCAACGUAUCAAAACUGCUGAAGCUGCUGAAGAAAGAGAACGCUUUGAAAGGGAAAAAAUACGAGAGGAGCAAGCAAGAGAAUAUGAACAGUCGCUAGCACAGGAUAGAGCUCGUCAGGAAAGACUUGAACGUGAAAAAAAUGAGCGGAAGGCUGAAGAAGAACGUCGAGCAAAAGAAGAACAAGACAAGACAAAGCGUUUGGAAGAAUUAGCAGCAAGUUUGCCAAUGGAACCGGCAGCAGAUGAAACAAAUAUUGCAGUUGUGCGAGUUCGUUUCCCGGAUGGAAAAAUGCAAUUUCGCAUGAGCGAACCGCUUCGUAAUGUAACGAUCUUUGUUGAAUCAAAAGGAUAUAGUUUAGAUACACAUCGAAUUUGGACCUCAGAUGUGCCAAUGAAAAAUGUGGUAGAAUCAUAUGAUCUCAACCGUUCAUUAGCUGACAUUAAAUGGCCGGUUCGUGAGCAGAUCACUGUGGACGAGAAAUGA